CAGACUGCAGCUCUACCAGUGCGGCACCACCGAAGAGAAGCUCAGUUGCUGCGUGACUGUAACGAUGGCGUCCGCCUUGAGAGGAAGCUUGGUAUCAUUGGUCAAGGGUCUGAGCGGCCCCCAGUGGCAGCUGCUGGCCUCUCGUCCACUGAGUGUGUCUGCUGCUCUCUGCGGCCCCGAGGCCCCCCCAGCACGUGCUGAUGCCACCUUUAAGGUCACCAUGGUGCCAGGGGAUGGAGUGGGACCUGAGCUGAUGACGGCUGUCAAGGACGUGUUUAAGGCAGGAGAUGUCCCGGUGGAGUUUGAGGAGUUUCACCUGAGUGAGGUGCAGAACAUGGCCAGCGAGGAGAAGCUGGAGCAGGUUUUAACUUCCAUGAAGACCAACAAAGUGGCCAUGAAAGGAAAGAUCCACACACCCAUGGAGUUCAAAGGGGAGCUGGCUUCAUAUGAGAUGAGACUGAGGCGUAAACUGGACUUGUUUGCUAACGUGGUGCAUGUGAACAGCCUGCCGGGCUACAGCACCCGCCACAACAACCUGGACCUGGUCAUCAUCCGCGAACAGACCGAGGGCGAGUACAGCUCCUUGGAGCACGAGAGUGUGCCAGGUGUGAUCGAAUGCUUGAAGAUCAUCACCAGAGUGAAGUCUCGGCGCAUUGCCAAGUUCGCCUUCGAUUACGCCACCAAGAAGGGACGUAGCAAGGUCACCGCUGUUCACAAGGCCAACAUCAUGAAACUAGCUGAUGGCCUGUUUCUGCAGUGCUGUGCUGAGAUUGCAGAGCUGUACCCCAAAAUCAAAUUUGAGACCAUAAUCAUUGAUAACUGUUGCAUGCAGCUGGUGCAGAACCCGUACCAGUUUGACGUGCUGGUGAUGCCCAACCUGUAUGGGAACAUCAUUGAUAACCUGGCAGCGGGGCUGGUUGGUGGAGCGGGAGUUGUUCCUGGAGAAAGCUACAGUGGAGAGUAUGCUGUGUUUGAGACCGGUGCGCGCCACCCCUUUGCACAGGCUGUAGGAAGGAACAUUGCUAACCCCACAGCCAUGCUGCUCAGUGCUGCUAACAUGCUCAGGCACCUCAACCUGGAAUAUCACUCCAAUAUGGUGUCAGAUGCUGUGAAGAGGGUAAUCAAGCAGGGCAAGGUCCGGACCCGAGACCUUGGCGGUUACGCCACCACUAGCGACUUUGUGCGUGGUGUUACGGAAAACCUGCGUCACCGACCUGUUCGAUAAGAUGUAUCGUCACACUGCUUCCCUAAAUCUGGACUUUGUUCUUAACAUGAAGUAGACACAUGUAAAGACUCACCUCCCCUCUGACAUGACAUAGUGUCUCACAGUUUUUGACAAACACCAGGAGCAUCAUACUGUACGAGGAUUAAACUGUGUGUGCAGCUCAUGAGGCUUCCUCUCAUGGAUUUGGAUCAUUACAUCUAUAUAAUUAUGUUUCAAUUCUUCUGAGAGUUAUUUUGUCCUUGUGCUUGUUGCGUCAGCCAUUUCAGCCUACCUCUCCACUAUCAUACAUUGUUAGAAACGGUCAACCCGGCUGCCUUUAUCUACAGAUUAUAUCGACUAAUCUUUAUUUUCGUCACACUUCACCACCGAAUUACCUUAGUUUUAUCAAAUGUUCUCAUAAUAUCCGCUGUGACCUGAUAUACAGAAUGAUAACAGUACUGCAUCAUGACCCACUUAUACUGUAACAUUUCUGACCCUCAAAUGUCUUCGUGUUUUCAAUAAAACUCUGUUCUAACAUUGCAUUGCUGUAAACUAACAUCAACAUUUUGGUUUAGUAAGUUACUGUUAGGCAAGGCCAAACCCGUCAUAUGUGUUUUACCUUGAGAUUAAUAAUACAAUUGCUAUGUUAACAUUAAUUAAACAAAAAAUACAUUACUUUCAGGUACUACUUCAUUGACUGUCAACAAACGUUUAGGUAUUGUUACAAACUUAGAGGUAUUGUUAUAAUUGUACAGGUUAAUAGCUAAAGAAAUCCUCUGUGUGACGGCCACAGUGCCCGUAAAGCCAGUCCUGAAUUCAGAAUCAAAUAUAAGACCAAAUUAUACUGAAGAUUUUUUGCUUAAUUUCAUUAUUUUUUUGUUCUCAGUUUUAUUUAAACAUUAUCUCCAAGGUCUCAUAAUAAACAAGUAUCAGAUGGUUGAUGCCAGUCAAGCUGUAAGACAUUUAAACGCUGCUCUACCUCACCAGCGGUCCAUGUUUUCGUCAAAAUGUGCCAAGAUUUCAAAACAAUAAAAGAUAACGUAUUA
Notothenia coriiceps (black rockcod) is the source of this 2250-nucleotide messenger RNA. RefSeq names its product isocitrate dehydrogenase (NAD(+)) 3 non-catalytic subunit beta (gene idh3b). The transcript is spliced from 11 exons. Gene Ontology annotation, cellular component: mitochondrion. Gene Ontology annotation, biological process: isocitrate metabolic process; tricarboxylic acid cycle. The coding region runs from base 65 to 1225 and encodes 386 amino acids. Lineage: Eukaryota; Metazoa; Chordata; Actinopteri; Perciformes; Nototheniidae. The record is from RefSeq and is a predicted model, not a curated record. Gene Ontology annotation, molecular function: NAD binding; magnesium ion binding; oxidoreductase activity, acting on the CH-OH group of donors, NAD or NADP as acceptor.